Hordeum vulgare subsp. vulgare (domesticated barley) is the source of this 3232-nucleotide messenger RNA. RefSeq lists its product as uncharacterized. NCBI's taxonomy places the organism in Eukaryota, Viridiplantae, Streptophyta, Magnoliopsida, Poales, Poaceae. The record is from RefSeq and is a predicted model, not a curated record. The transcript is spliced from 9 exons. Bases 293 to 1156 code for a protein of 287 amino acids. Gene Ontology annotation, molecular function: mRNA binding.
CACACGCAUUCGCACUGCCGCCCAUACCUCGGCGCGCUCCCACUCGCCAGGCACGCGCGCCGCGCCCCCUCGCCGUUUCCGCGUUUCCUUCCUCAACGGCGACCCCGCGGCCGGGCGCGGAUGCCAAAACCGGCAACCCGGAGCGCGCGCCGUCGUAUUUAAGGAUGCCCCGCUUCCCUAGCCCUAGCCCGCGCCUCCUCCGACCCUCAGCCGCCGCCGUCCCUCGAAACCCUACCCCACUCCGGCGGAUAGAUCCGGCACGUCCUGUCCUCUCCGCCACCAGCCGCCAGAGAUGGCCGCCCGCAACUCAUCCACUUCCCCCUCCGACCAGGUCCCCCAGGCCGCCGUGGCGGCCCCCAAGUCGCCCGUGCUCGCCGCCGACCCGGUGAUGCAAGGGGCAAACAUGGUGGUGCCUAUGCCCCUGCGGGAGCCGGUCAUGACCGUGCCCCCGCAAGGCAGACCUGUGAUGGCACCUCUGCCUUUCCCUGUCGGUCCUCCAUCCUUCAUCCAUGAUGCCGGAUACAUGAUGGGGCGAUCAUUGUUGCCUGCCGGCCCUCAUGCCAUGACGGCGCUCCAGCCUCCACCUGCCGGAUACAUGAUGGGGCACCCGCUGUUGCGUGCCAGCCCUUUGCCGAUGACGGCGCUGCAUCUCCCACAUGACGUACACAUGAUGGCACGGCCGCCUUUGCCUGUUGGCCCACCUCUUCUCAAGCGCCGCCGUCAUGACUACUUUGACAUGCCCUUUGGACAGGAGAUGCCUUAUUGUGAGCAGGAAAUGGCUGGAUUUGAUGAAUCAAGGGCACUGCCUUAUGGGCCUUACAUAAACAAUGAGAUGUCUUCCGUUGGUUCUUAUGAGCCAUAUCUUCCUUCAGAUGCAUCAAACACCCUACAUGUUGAAGGUCUCCCAUCCAACUGUACUAGACGGGAACUUGCACAUAUAUUUCGCCCUUUUACUGGGUUUUGUGCAGUAAGGCUGGUCAACACAGGAUACAAUAGUAGACAUGUAAUAGCUUAUGUUGACUUUGGAACUCCUGCCCAAGCCUUCUCUGCCAUGAAGUCUCUACAAGGUUAUUUGUUUGACAUGCAUGACCGAUACUCACUCAAAUUGGACCUCCAGUUCCUUCCUGGUCCAAGGUCAACUGAUGGCUCGUGGUAGGCAAUAAAUCUUGCAUGUAUUAUCGCAGAAAAAGGAAGCGUUCCGACCCCAUCAAUAAUCUUUCACUUACUGCAAAUACGGUUCCAGUUGGGGAUGUGGCAGUGUUACCGAGGAGUGGGACAGCUUGUAUGCUCAGAAGGUUGCUGCUCAUAAGGAGAAAACAGCAGAAACACGAGUUUUCUCUCCACCUUGCAAGGAGAGAAAAAAACACGAAAAGUUGAUCCUAGCUUCCAAGUAGAUGGCAAUCUUGCAAUUGUGCCAAGAAAAAAUAAAAAUAAAAAAUGAAGCAAAUCCAGCAGUAUUUGAUUUGCCAUCAGAACCUUACAAGUCUGUGGGGGAAGACGAGCCUAUGAAGAAAGAUGAGCCUAUGGGGGAAGAUAAGCCUAUGGAGGAAGAGCAUAUACAAGAAAAGGAAAGUGAUGGUCUUGAAGAAUUUUGGAAUGAGUACUCAGUGGCACUUGAAAGCUCGAAGCUCGACACACUUGAAGAGGCAGCCAAUGAGGAAGAGGUGGACAACGUCUGCAAUCAUGAAAUACAGAUUCUUGAAGAUCUGGGUCAUGUAUGCGGUGUCUGUGAUAUGAUUGUGAGAAGGGCUGACACAAUCAUUGAUUAUCAGUGGAGAAAGGCAUCAAGGUCAAGAUCAUAUUUCUCUGAAAAGUGUUAAAAGGAUUCUGACAAGAUUGUCACUGGUGAUGUUAUAGUCGUUGAAGAAUUCAUGUGUUAGACAUUGCUAUUCAUCCAGGACAUGAAAAGCAAAUGAGACCACAUCAGUUGGCAGGUUUCUGCUUUCUGGUUAAGAAUUUAGUCUCUGACAAACCAGGAGAUUGCAUUCUAGCUCACGCCCUGGUUCCGGGAAAACAUUUAUGCUGAUUAGUUUUAUUCAGAGCUUCUUGGCAAAGUAUCCCUCUGGAAGGCCUCUGGUUGUACUCCCUAAAGGCAUAUUAGGUACAUGGAAACGGGAAUUUCAACUGUGGCAAGUGGAGGACAUACCACUGUAUGGUUUGUGCUCUGUCACCAGAUCAGUUGGAAAUCCUUAACGCUUGGCAAGCAAAUAGGAGUAUCCUCUUGGUUGGAUACACCCAGUUCUCUUGGAUCAUUAACAGUGAUGGGGGUGUCACCGUCGCAGCUGCAUGCUGGGACAUGUUGCUUAUGGUCCCUAACCUACUUAUAAUGGACGAGGGCCAUACACCUAGGAAUGAGUCAUACUCCACGUAAUGUGGUCCUUACACUUUUCUAGAAUCACGUCGCAGAAGUGUUCAACAUCUUGAACCUUGUACACCCAAAGUUUCUCAAGAUAGUAGCAUUUCCUCCUAUAGUUGAUAAUGAGUCAAGUAUCAAUAUCAGGUCGCAAGAUAUCAAAAGGGAUCUCUGAUAAAUUCACCGAGUCAGUAGAAGUGACCCUGCUGCAUGAUAUAACUUCACGAGAAAAACACAUGUCAUUAGAAGUCACAGAGAACCAACAAAAGAUUUGCUUCGCUACUACAAGGGUGAUAUCUUGGAUGAGGUACCUGGCCUAGUAGACUUCAGUGUCUUGACUGUCUUCUUGAAACUCAGUCCCACGCAGAAAGAAAUCGUUCAUAAGUUGGAAGCCUAUGAGAAGUAAAAAAAAGUGCAGUAGGAACUGCCCUGUACAUGCAUCCAUGUCUGUCAGAAAUAUUAGAAGUUGAUGCUGCAGAUAGGGCUUCCAGCUUGACAGAUGUAACUGUUGAUAGUGUGGUCCGUCUAUCAACGUGGCCGACGGUGUGAAGGCCAGAUUCUUCACCAAUAUCCUGGCGCUUGCGGAAUCUGUGGGAGAGAAGGUCAUUGCAUUUAUUCAGUACAUUACUUCCCAUGAUUUUUUUUUUUUAGUAUAAAUAGAUAGAUAGAUUUUUUGGUUUGAAAGGAGCAAACGGGAACUCUAGAGGAGAACCACCCAUGAAACUGCAUUCAAGGAGGUGAUACCAAAUCUGUGGUUUGAAAGGAGCGAACAGGAACUUGCAUGUAUCCUUUUGUGCAUAUGAUUCUCUUGCUAUUAUUAUGUUGAGUGUAUCUGUCAUUUUCUUCAUAACUAAACUAUAUAUUAUAUUUAUGUUCUUA